AUGCUGUGCUUCAACUGCCWUUUAACUGGUCACUCAGCAAAACAAUGCAGACUGGGCUGCUGCAAAAAAUGUGGAAGAAAACAUAGCACAACAUUACAUGAGGAUGUAAGCGGUUCCAAUGACAAUCCUGAGCCGAGCACCAGCAAAGUCAUGUAUGCACAACAAAGCUCAGUCACCUCUAACUCUAGUGUUCCUACUUAUGCAAUGUUGUCCACGUCAAUUGUUUACAUCAAUGAUGGUAGUGGUGAAAGACAGCCUUGCAGAGCCGUCCUCGACAAUGGUGCUCAGUUAAACUUUAUCACACAAGCAUGCGCCAAACGGUUGCAACUGAAGAGUUCAGGCAAUUCGAUCACCAUUGCCGGUAUUGGUGCCAAUCGCAUGCAUGMAAAACGUUUAUCGUCAGCUACCUUGUCAUCGCAAUAUAGUCAUUACUCCACACCGAUAAUAUUUCACGCUUUACCAGUCAUUUCAAGCAAACUGCCAUCUCAUCAAAUUGMUACUAAUAAUAUCAUUAUACCUAGCAAUAUACAAUCGCAGUUAGCAGAUCCUCAAUCCCACAAACCUGGUGAAAUUGAUUGUCUCGUCGGUGCUGAAAUUUUCUACGAAGUAUUCAAURGAGACCGAUUAGCCAUCUCUAAUUCAUUGACUGCACGAAGCAUCAGACUUGGCUGGGUUAUAACUGGCAAAAUACAUGACUCGAUGUCUCCUCCUAUGUCAGCUGUUGUAACGCCCGCGAUUUGCGAUCAAUCAGCAUUAGCAUUGUGUGCAACCAAUGUUUCAUCUCGUCAUAAUGAUGAAUACAUUGCUGAAGAACACUUCAUCUCAACGUCUGAGCGUGACGAAACUGGACGUUUCAUCGUUCGCUUACCACUAAAAGCGCAUCCAGAAACGCUAGGCGAUUCCCGAAUUAUGGCAAUGAAACGCUUCUUUAAUGUAGAGCGCCGUCUUGCAAACGACCCUGUAUUAGCUGCAGCGUACAUUCAUUCAUGA
This is a messenger RNA of Diuraphis noxia (Russian wheat aphid), 990 nucleotides long. RefSeq lists its product as uncharacterized. Lineage: Eukaryota; Metazoa; Arthropoda; Insecta; Hemiptera; Aphididae. The record is from RefSeq and is a predicted model, not a curated record.